CACACACUCAUUCAGUCACACACACACAGUCACUCACACAGUCACUCAGUCACACACACUCAUUCAGUCACACACACAGUCACUCAGUCAGUCGCAGUCACACUCUCUCAGAGACUCAGGGACCAUGCCUCCGUUUGACAAGACCCAGGUGCAGAGCAAGCCCUUCAAGCAGAGGAAGAGCUUCGCUACGAGGAAACAAGAAGUGGCGGGAAUCAGGUCCAAGUUCCCCAACAAAAUCCCGGUGAUAAUUGAACGCUACGCGAGGGAGAAGUAUCUUCCUCCGCUGGAUAAAACAAAGUUCCUGGUGCCGCAUGAACUCACCAUGACUCAGUUUGUCACCAUCAUCAGGAACAGGAUGUCCCUGCUGCCGUCCCAGGCCUUCUACCUGCUGAUUAAUGGCGGCGGGAUGGCGAGCAUGUCCCUGACCAUGGCGCAGGUGUACAAAGACCACCAGGACGAGGACGGCUUCCUCUACAUGACGUACGCCUCGCAGGAGAUGUUCGGACACUGACCGCCGCCUACGACGCACGCCAUACCUUUACUUAGACUUUGAUUAUUAAACGCUACAGGUUAACGGCUGCUGGCCCUCCCCACUCAUGCUGUAAAUAGAAAA
Messenger RNA from Sander lucioperca (pikeperch), 613 nucleotides. It is a transcript of the gene map1lc3c, whose product is annotated as microtubule-associated protein 1 light chain 3 gamma. The transcript is spliced from 4 exons. Gene Ontology annotation, cellular component: cytosol; autophagosome; autophagosome membrane. Gene Ontology annotation, molecular function: ubiquitin protein ligase binding. Gene Ontology annotation, biological process: autophagy of mitochondrion; autophagosome assembly; cellular response to nitrogen starvation. Lineage: Eukaryota; Metazoa; Chordata; Actinopteri; Perciformes; Percidae. The coding region runs from base 125 to 511 and encodes 128 amino acids. The record is from RefSeq and is a predicted model, not a curated record.